Messenger RNA from Trichoderma breve, 630 nucleotides. RefSeq names its product zinc finger c-x8-C-x5-C-x3-H type (and similar) domain-containing protein. Gene Ontology annotation, cellular component: U2AF complex; spliceosomal complex. The coding region runs from base 1 to 630 and encodes 209 amino acids. Gene Ontology annotation, biological process: mRNA splicing, via spliceosome. Gene Ontology annotation, molecular function: pre-mRNA 3'-splice site binding; metal ion binding. NCBI's taxonomy places the organism in Eukaryota, Fungi, Ascomycota, Sordariomycetes, Hypocreales, Hypocreaceae. The transcript is spliced from 2 exons. The record is from RefSeq and is a predicted model, not a curated record.
AUGGCCAAUUUCCUCGCCUCCAUCUUCGGCACCGAGCUCGACAAGGUCAACUGCUCCUUCUACUUCAAAAUCGGCGCCUGUCGCCACGGCGAUCGCUGCUCGCGAAAACACGUCAAGCCCUCGUACAGCCAGACCAUCCUCAUGCCGAACCUGUACCAGAACCCCGCCUACGACCCCAAGAACAGGAUGAACCCUUCGCAGCUGCAGAACCACUUUGACGCAUUUUACGAGGACAUCUGGUGCGAGCUUUGCAAGUACGGCGAGCUGGAGGAACUCGUCGUCUGCGAUAACAACAAUGAUCACCUCAUUGGAAACGUAUACGCCCGCUUCAAAUACGAAGACUCCGCCUCCGCCGCCUGCGAACAGCUAAACAGCCGCUGGUACGCCGCGCGCCCCAUAUACUGCGAACUCAGCCCCGUCACCGACUUCCGCGAGGCCUGCUGCCGCCUCAAUUCGGGCGAGGGCUGCGUCCGCGGCGGCUUCUGCAACUUCAUCCAUCGCAAGAACCCCAGCGACGAGCUCGACCGGGAACUCACGCUCAGCACCAAGAAGUGGCUCAAGAUGCGCGGCCGGGACGAGCGGAGUGUGAGCCGGUCACCCACGCCGGAGCCCACCAGACGGAGGUUUUAA